Thlaspi arvense is the source of this 1243-nucleotide messenger RNA. The record is from the annotation of a GenBank genome assembly. Lineage: Eukaryota; Viridiplantae; Streptophyta; Magnoliopsida; Brassicales; Brassicaceae.
AUGCAUGAAAAGCUGAGAAAAUGGAACGAACGAUGGGUGAUACUUGAUCCAACAACAGGGAAAAUGGAGUACAAGAUAAGACGAAACGAACCAACUAUCAAAGGAACAAUUGUGUUUGACGAAAAUAGUACAAUCAGCAUCUCUCCUGUCAACUUCCAGGGGCUUCCGAAAUAUAAUGGUUGCUGUAUCUAUAUCGGUACCCCACAGAAGAAAGAUUACUUUUUGUGUGCAGAGACUCCUGGUGCAGCUAGAGCUUGGGUUACAACUUUACAUGCGACACAACUAGUUCUAAAGGCGCACAAAGAGGCUGUUGAUUCUCUUAGCGGGAGUGGUUCUGCGACGCUUGGUACGGUUGCUACCGUUGUUGCCGCUGCCAAUUCAACGGCAUUGGAAUGUUCCAAAGAAAUCCAAGCAGCAAUGCAAGUCUCUCUGAGGACUGCGUUGAAAAUAACGGCAAAUAAACCGAUGGAUGGACCACUAGAUGAUUUGACGAUAAUGAAGGACCUUUUAGCGUAUGUGAAUAUGUUACAAACCCAGCUUCAAAGGCAGCAACUAGAGACGAAGCAAGUGUUUGAGGAGAAGACUGAAUCUACUAACGGCGAAACAUCUCUUCCAAUGACAAAGGAAACAGAAAAGGAUGUGGACAAAGCAUGCCUGAGCAUUUCAAGAACAGCCUCUAUACCGGGAGAGAAUGUAGUACAUAUGAGUGAAGAUCAGGUCGUAAAAGCUCAGCCUCCGGUUGGAGAGAGCGAAUGGAAUGAUAUUCAGGCAACAGAGGCAAGAGUUUCUGAUGUAAGAGAAAUAUCUGCAGAGACUGAACGGGACAGAAGUAACAGCUUGGAUAUCUCGGUAGUAACUCCUGAAUCUAAUGUUCCACGCAAUGAUCUGCCUCCAGAAUCUUCUUUUCAUCAUCAGCCUUGAAUGAUGAAUGAUUGGUAGAGAUCUUCGUACAUUAUUUAUAUACUCUGAGAUGUUUUCGUAAUGUUUGGAGAGUUGAUUGUUCUAACAAAGAAAAAAAAAAGUUGCCUUUUGGUUUUCCUGUGCCUCAAGAGUUGUCUAUGUAUCGGCAACUCUUGAGUUUCUAUCUGACUAGGGAAGGAUUCGUUUACUACAACAUGAAGAACAAAGAGAUGUGUUUAAACUUCAAACUGUUGGAUGAUGUUGUUUUUGGAUUCAUAUGAAUGAACACCAGUUUCAAAUUUUUAUAUAAGUGCAAUAUUUUUAUUGAGAUACACGUUUACGA